AUGGCAGAUAUAGAGCAAGCGGAAGGCCUCAGCGAGCCCCAGGGCCGCCAUGUGAUCUAUUGCGGCGUCUGCACUUUACCACCCGAGUACUGUGAAUACGGCGGCACCGUCAAGAAAUGCCAGGACUGGUUACAGAAAGCCCACCCAUCCCUAUAUGAACAUAUAUGGUCUCCUGAAGCCUUAGAGGCUGCUACCGCGUCAUUAUCAGUCGAAGCCCAAAAGCGAGCCGCGAAAGACGCCCAGAAAAAAGCCGCCCAAGCGGAGAAGGCGGAGCAGAAACAAGCCGACAAGAUCGCCAACAGUGUCGUUACGAUCAAGCGGGUCGAGCGGAACAAACGAAAAUUCGUGACUGCCGUGUCAGGCCUCGAGGCUUUCGGCUUGGAUCUCAAGAAAGUCGCCAAGGAGUUUGGUAAGAAGUUCGCUACCGGCUCCUCCGUCACCAAGGUCCCGAGCGGAGGGGAAGAAAUUGUCGUUCAAGGAGACGUGAGCGACGAGAUCGAAGAGUUCCUAUUGGAGAAGUAUAAAGAUAUACCGAAGGACAACAUCGAGCUGGUAGAUGACAAAAAGAAGAAGGGUGCUAGCGCCGGCUAA
Hypoxylon trugodes is the source of this 591-nucleotide messenger RNA. Its product is annotated as translation machinery-associated protein 22. The record is from RefSeq and is a predicted model, not a curated record. The coding region runs from base 1 to 591 and encodes 196 amino acids. Gene Ontology annotation, molecular function: translation initiation factor activity; mRNA binding. The transcript is spliced from 4 exons. Gene Ontology annotation, biological process: translation reinitiation; formation of translation preinitiation complex. Lineage: Eukaryota; Fungi; Ascomycota; Sordariomycetes; Xylariales; Hypoxylaceae.